AUGAGGGAAAGCAUGAAAAAGCUGCGUAACCUCUGUGCGUCACCCUCAUGUGAUAACUUACGGUGGCUCGGAAGCAUUGAGGACACUAAGUGGUUGGUCUACGUUCGCCAACUUCUGAAGUCCGGUUUGCAUAUUGCACAAUUGCUCCGAUCGGGUGAAUCAGUGCUAUUGCAUUGUAGCCACGGUUGGGACCGCACAAGCCAGAUCGCGUCGCUUGCUCAAAUUUUCAUUGAUCCUUUCUUCCGAACGUGGAAAGGAUUCCAAGUGCUGAUUGAAAAAGAAUGGUUAUCGUUCGGACACCCCUUUCAUAUUCGGCACUCGCACGGUGAGAAAGCGGAUACACAGGAGUCGCCGAUUUUUAUCCAAUUCUUGGAUUGCGUCUCGCAGCUCGUUCGAAUUUAUCCAAGCUACUUUGAAUUUAACGAGGGACUGCUGCUCAUGCUCGCCGAUGCUCUGCAUUCAUGUCGCUUUGGGACGUUUUUGUUCGAUUGCAAAAAGCACCGUCAGGAAGCUAACUUGGGGAAUCGGACCACAUCCGUGUGGACUUGGGUUAACGGCUUUCGCCCGCAGCUCACAGAGCAAACCUAUGCUCCGAAGCAAGUGUUGAACCCACCUCUGACUGGAUUAUUGAAGCGAGUCGUACUUUGGGAUGCGAUGUUCAUGCGCUGGUCGGGUCAACAGCUUGUUCAGGAACCUCCGAUUUCAACGAAUUUCUUCUCCGACAACUCGCAGCGCACACCGACUUGGCAGCUACCACAGGGCACACUCAACGCCCUAAAUACUGCACUCACUGUGAAAUACCGCGAGGCUCAAUUGAUUCAGGAGCUAGAAGAGCGUAUUACUGCUUUAGAAGAAAAAGUAAAGGGACGCAGGGGCUCCAGGCACUAGAUGAUACAUGCCCGUCAGCCUGCUGUGAUAUCACAUUUCUUGUUUACCAUAAGCCUUUUAUUCUCCGG
Molecule: messenger RNA, 956 nt
Organism: Phytophthora nicotianae INRA-310
Lineage: Eukaryota; Oomycota; Peronosporomycetes; Peronosporales; Peronosporaceae
Exons: 3
Coding region: 1-888 (295 amino acids)
Biological process (GO): dephosphorylation
Molecular function (GO): phosphatase activity
Source: RefSeq, a predicted model, not a curated record